Messenger RNA from Symbiodinium pilosum, 1290 nucleotides. Lineage: Eukaryota; Dinophyceae; Suessiales; Symbiodiniaceae. The record is from the annotation of a GenBank genome assembly.
AUGCUCGUCAUAUCGUCCUUGUCGGCUCUUCCGGAGAAGGGGCCCAUUUUCAUUCUGAUGUUCAAGGCAGUUAUUUUCCCAAAUGCUGGCUUCCUCAACAAGCUGAAGCACUAUCACUUCAUUUUCUGCCGUUUUAUGCCCUUCAUCUUGCAGGCGUCCCACGCAAAGCCCCUUGGCGAGAUCGUGAGAGAACGCAAAAGAUCGAAGGCAUUGAUUCCGCUGAUCAUUGAGGGCAUCGACCACAACGACGGCUUCGGCAUGUUUAAGGUGCUGUCAGAUUUGCCAAUGCUUGGACCUUCGGCAAAGACCGAUGUGUUUCUCAAAGAGGGACUCUGGAGCGAACAUCUCCAGCCGACUCCCAGCGAUUUUCCGGAGAACCUGCUGGCUUUGGAGGCCUUCAUGCAGAAGAGGGAUGGUCAUGGCCGUAAGCCGGCCAUUAUCACUUUCGGAUCCAUGAUGGGUGUGCAAAACGUGCAGGAAGGGACCCAGAAAGCACUCCAGCAGAUGGGCAUGAACGUGGUGAAGUUUGUAAACAAGACGUCCAUGCAGAGCCAACGCAGCGAGUUCAGCUUCACUGCAUCUUCAUCUGGCCAAGAGGCGGCUCCUGAUGUCUUCGAGAUCGAUUACGCGCCAUUUGAUUGGCUCCUUCCCAAGUCAAGUGUGGUGAUCUGUCACGGUGGGGCGGGGACGACUUUCAGGAGCCUAUGGUCGGGCGUUCCGGUCGUCAUCUGCCCCAUCAUCUCGGCCCUGAUCUGCGAUCAAGUCUCGCAUGGCCAGUUCGUGGAGCGAAAGGGCCUGGGUACCUGGAUUGAAUCUCUCGCGCCCAGUGUGGCGGAGUGCGUGACGGCCAUCGAGCAAGCUCUGACAUGUGAGCAGAGAUGCCGCGAGGCGUCGGACCUGAAAGACUUAGCGACUGGCCUUCCUGCUACCAUCAAGGUCGGUGCCAAGCUGCAGCAGGAGGACGGUGCCGCCGCGGCUGCAGCGGCGGUUGAGAGCAUGCACAUCGUUAUGGUGACUGUUUUGAAUGUUGGGAACCUGUGUUUCGGCUUUACUCCGGCAAUGACUGCGCGGCGCUUGCGCCAACGAGUGGUACGUCGAGCCUCAUAUGUAUCAUGCGGCUGUGGUUGUCUGGUAAGAGAGGAUAUGUCCAUCAUACUGCAACCCAACUUGGCAUGGCCACCCGUUUUAGGAGAUGCUGUUGAGACUUUCCGUGGCUUGCUUGCACGCCCGAUUUACGCUGUGGACGCAGUCUUGCGGGCACCUGCCCAGGAAUUUAAGAUUGGCCCAUGA